AUGGCGGACGGCGACAGCGGCAGCGAGCGCGGCGGCGGUGGCGGCGGCGGCGGCGGCGGGCCCGGCGGCUUCCAACCCGCGCCCCGCGGCGGCGGGCCUGGCGGCGAGCAGGAGACGCAGGAGCUGGCCUCGAAGCGCCUGGACAUCCAGAACAAGCGCUUCUACCUGGACGUGAAGCAGAACGCCAAGGGCCGCUUCCUCAAGAUCGCCGAGGUGGGCGCCGGCGGCUCCAAGAGCCGCCUCACGCUGUCCAUGGCGGUGGCCGCCGAGUUCCGCGACUCUCUGGGCGACUUCAUCGAGCACUACGCGCAGCUGGGUCCCAGCAGCCCGGAGCAGCUGGCGGCGGGCGCCGAGGAGGGCGGCGGGCCUCGCCGCGCGCUCAAGAGCGAGUUCCUGGUGCGCGAGAACCGCAAGUACUACCUGGACCUCAAGGAGAACCAGCGCGGCCGCUUCCUGCGCAUCCGUCAGACGGUGAACCGCGGCGGCGGCGGCUUCGGCGGAGGACCCGGGCCCGGCGGCCUGCAGAGCGGCCAGACCAUCGCGCUGCCCGCGCAGGGCCUCAUCGAGUUCCGCGACGCGCUGGCCAAGCUCAUCGACGACUACGGGGGCGAGGAUGACGAGCUGGCCGGCGGCCCGGGAGGCGGCGCCGGCGGCCCUGGGGGUGGCCUGUACGGAGAGCUGCCGGAGGGCACCUCCAUCACGGUGGACUCCAAGCGCUUCUUCUUCGAUGUCGGCUGCAACAAGUACGGGGUGUUCCUGCGAGUGAGCGAGGUGAAGCCGUCCUACCGCAAUGCCAUCACCGUGCCCUUCAAGGCCUGGGGCAAGUUUGGAGGCGCCUUCUGUCGGUAUGCAGAUGAGAUGAAAGAAAUCCAGGAGCGACAGAGGGAUAAGCUUUAUGAGCGACGCGGUGGGGGCAGCGGCGGCGGCGACGAGUCCGAGGGUGAGGAAGUGGAUGAAGAUUGAAACGGGCAGCUUCCCGUACUGGCCUCCCCCACCCCACCACCAUACCCUUGGCUAGAGAGUUCCCUUUCCUACUCGUCCCCAGUGAGCUAGUGGAGAGAGGGAUCAAGUGAGGCCGCAAACGGAGAAAAAAAAAAUUUAAAUAAUAUAGUUAAGAGAAAUAACCAUAAGAAAACAGUCACAGACAAUUAGAGAAAAGCAGUUUAAGUUCCAAGGAACUGCCAGCAACCUGCAAAGAGGACAGCAGCAUCUCCUCACCUGCGCAAGAGUCUCAGCUUCUGUUGUUUAAAACCAAGGUUCGUAAAUUCAUCAGGAAAACAUUGGAGGGGAUAGAUCUUCGAACGUCUGGGACAAAAACCACAUCUGAGUUACCCAGACUCAUCCAUUGGUAAUGGUUGGGUUUGUGUUGUACCUGGGUAAUCUGGUCUUAGGAUCCCUCCAGGCCUCGGUAUUGCAGCAUCUAUCCCUUCACCUCCAUCGAAAUCAGCUUUUUGGAUCUAGGUCUUAAUGGAAUCUUUGAGAAGAAAGAGGCCUUUGCAGUUACCCAGUUCUGAGGGCACAGGUUUAUGAAAAGGAAUGCAACUUUACACAAUCAUGGACAGGGCAAGAGAAGAAUUCAAGAAGCCAUCGGAGAAUUCAAAAAUCAAUUGGAUCCAUUUUUUAAAAUGGUUUUGCAUGGAACCUGGACCAAGGCCCCUGUCUUUUCUUUGCAGAAUUGUUUUCCGGGAUGCAAGUGAAUUCAUGUAUCAAAGCUUGAACUAGAAUCCAUUACUAAAACAGUUUAAA
This is a messenger RNA of Acomys russatus (golden spiny mouse), 1746 nucleotides long. RefSeq names its product purine rich element binding protein B (gene Purb). The record is from RefSeq and is a predicted model, not a curated record. NCBI's taxonomy places the organism in Eukaryota, Metazoa, Chordata, Mammalia, Rodentia, Muridae. The transcript has a single exon. Gene Ontology annotation, molecular function: DNA-binding transcription factor activity, RNA polymerase II-specific; purine-rich negative regulatory element binding; RNA polymerase II transcription regulatory region sequence-specific DNA binding. Gene Ontology annotation, biological process: regulation of transcription by RNA polymerase II. The coding region runs from base 1 to 963 and encodes 320 amino acids. Gene Ontology annotation, cellular component: nucleus.